UCUGCCUUUUGCAUUUUAGGUAUGGCGGAAUCAUUUCUCUUCAGCAUCGCAGACUCACUCGUUGCAAAACUUGCUUCUGAUGCUUUUCAAGAAGCUUUUCGAUUGGUAGGUUUGUACGACAAUCUCCGACACUUUAGAAAGACUCUCUCUUUAGUUAAGGCUGUUCUGUUAGAUGCUCAACAAAAGCAAGAUCACAAUCAUGAGCUGCGAGAAUGGCUCACUCAACUCAAAAAUAUCUUCUUGGAUGCCGAAGAUGUUUUGGAUGAAUUCGAGUGUGAAACACUACGAAAUAAAGUGGUCAAAGGUCAUGGUAGCACCAAAGACAAGGUAAGUCACUUCUUCUCAACCUCUAAUCCACUUCUUUUUCGUUACCAAAUGGUUCAACAAAUUAAAGAUAUCAGCAACAGACUAGACAAGAUUGCAUCUGAUAGGCAUAAGUUUAUUCUUCAAAUAGUUGAUGUUGACACACGUGUUGUUCAUCGGAGAGAUAUGACAUAUUCCCGUGUGAGUGAUUCAGAUGUGAUAGGAAGGAAAAACGACAAACAAAAGAUCAUAGAGCUUUUGAUGCAGCAGAAUCCUAAUGAUGAUGAUACAAGUCUAUCUGUUAUCCCCAUUGUGGGGAUUGGAGGCUUGGGAAAGACUACCCUUGCAAUGUUUGUAUUCAAUGAUAACAAGAUCCGGGAGUGCUUCCCAUUGAGAAUGUGGGUUUGUGUUUCUGACGAAUUUGAUAUCAAGCAACUGAUAAUCAAAAUCAUCAAUUCUGCCAGUGAUCUAGCUUCUGCAGAUGCUCCUUCUCGACAACACAAAUGGAAGACGUUGGAUCUGGAGCAAUUGCAAAAUCAACUCACAAACAAACUUUUCGGUCAAAAGUUUCUACUUGUCUUGGAUGACGUAUGGAACGAAAACCGUGUUAAAUGGGUUGAUCUGAGGAAUUUAAUCCAAGUAAGUGCAGCAGGAAGUAAAAUUCUUGUGACCACACGUAGUCAUUCAAUUGCUUCCAUGAUGGGCACACUGCCCUCUCACAAUUUAGAAGGUCUUUCUGAGGAGGACUCAUUGUCUCUAUUUGUCAAGUGGGCAUUUAAAGAAGGAGAAGAGGAAAAACAUCCUCACUUAAUAAACAUUGGGAGACAAAUUGUGAAAAAAUGCAGAGGGGUUCCUUUGGCUGUGAGAACACUAGGUUGUUUACUAUUCUCGAAAUUUGAGGCUAGUGAAUGGGAAUAUGUGAGUCAUAAUGAAAUUUGGAAUUUGCCUCAGAAAAAUGAUGACAUUUUACCUGCCCUUAAACUGAGUUAUGAUCUUUUGCCAUCCUAUUUGAGGCAAUGUUUUGCAUUGUUUUCCCUUUACCCAAAGGAUUAUGUAUUCAAUAGUUAUGAAAUGACUUCGCUUUGGGGGGCACUUGGACUCAUUGCAUUACCAGAAAAGAACAGGACACUUGAAUAUGUGACCAAUCAAUAUUUGGAUGAACUUCAGUCAAGAUCUUUUCUUCAAGAUUUUGUAAAGUUUGGCACUACUUAUAAAUUUAGAAUACAUGAUUUGGUGCAUGAUCUCGCUCUCUUUGUUUCAAAGGAUGAGUGUGUACAUUUAAGUUCCAACAUCAAAUAUAUUCCAGAUAAUGUUCGGCAUCUAUCUUUUGCUGAAAGCAGUUUGUUUGGUAAUUUAUUCACCAAAAAAUUGGUAGCUUUGAGAACCAUACUGUUUCCAGAGGUAUUCAACACUUGUCUGUCAAAGUUCAAAUACUUGCGAGUUUUGGAUUUACGGUCUUCGACAAUUGAGACUUUGCCCCGUAACUUUUCUAAGUUGAAACAUCUGAGAUAUUUGGACUUAGGCUACAAUGACAACAUUAAGAGACUCCCUGAGUCUAUUUGCAAGCUCCAAAGUUUGCAAGUGUUAAAGCUUGACGGAUGCAUGGAGCUUGAAGCAUUGCCCAAAAAAUUAAGGAAACUGAUCAGUCUUCGUUAUUUUAACUUUAGCACAACGCAAUCUGUUUUUCCUAACAAGGAGAUUGCCAGUUUGGGCUCGCUUGAAAUAAUGUCCAUUAAAUCAUGCCAUAAUGUGGAGUCCAUCUUCGGAGGGGUGAAAUUCCCUGCUCUUAAAACAUUGAAUGUUUUCGACUGUCCGAGUCUAAAGUCUUUGUCGCUGGAUAGUCAAAAUUUUCCUCAAUUAGAAACAUUUUUUGUUGGUGGCUGCGGUAAUUUGGACUUGCAACUGUGGAAGAGCCACCAUGAAAAAGAAAGCCCCAAGCUGAAGUUAAAAGUUGUUGCAUUUUCAAGAUUAUCACAGUUGGUGGCCUUGCCUGAAUGGCUUCAGGAAGCUGCCAACUCCUUACAGUACUUGCUUGUUUUAGAUUGCCCCAAUAUUGAAACUUUUCCAGAGUGGCUGUCAACUCUGACUGGUCUGAAAGCACUUCGUUUAAUAGAUUGCCCAAAUUUGAUAUCUCUCCCUGAUAACAUCGACCACCUCACUGCACUUGAAAGUUUGAAAAUUGGAAGUUGUCCUAAGUUAUGUAAAAAGUAUCAACCCCAUGUUGGGGAGCUUUGGUCCAAAAUAUCACACAUAAAAAACGUUAUGAUUGAUGAACUAGAGGAGCCUGAAGAAUUAUAGGAAGAGCCAGACGUAGUUCCAAGACCCUUAUUUUCUUUUAUUAAGGUAUUUUUCAUAGUGUUCAUUGUUUUAUGGUUUUUCAUUUUUUUUUUCUCGAGAAAAUUAGU
Messenger RNA from Vigna umbellata (rice bean), 2708 nucleotides. The record is from RefSeq and is a predicted model, not a curated record. NCBI's taxonomy places the organism in Eukaryota, Viridiplantae, Streptophyta, Magnoliopsida, Fabales, Fabaceae.